GGCACUGGUGGGCACAGGUGGGUGGGCACAGGUGGGUGGCACUGCUGGGCACAGGUAGGUGGCACUUCUGGGCACAGGUGUGUGACACUGCAGAGUGGCACCGGUGGGUGCACUGCUGGGCACAGGUGGGUGCACUGCUGGGCACAGGUGGGUGCACUGCUGGGCACAGGUGGGCGGAACUUGCGGGUGGCACUGCUGGGCACCGAUCAUCAGGGCACUGAUCAUCAGUGCCCUGAUGAUCGGUGCCGAUCCCCGCUCAAUGACAACUGCCGGUUCUUGGCAGUACUUUCCUCACGAUCUGACAGCGUGAGGAAAGUGCAGCCGAGAACCGGCACUUGC
This is a messenger RNA of Staurois parvus, 339 nucleotides long. The record is from the annotation of a GenBank genome assembly. NCBI's taxonomy places the organism in Eukaryota, Metazoa, Chordata, Amphibia, Anura, Ranidae.